Molecule: messenger RNA, 10549 nt
Organism: Hippocampus zosterae (dwarf seahorse)
Lineage: Eukaryota; Metazoa; Chordata; Actinopteri; Syngnathiformes; Syngnathidae
Gene: plxna2
Product: plexin A2
Exons: 32
Coding region: 663-6359 (1898 amino acids)
Biological process (GO): semaphorin-plexin signaling pathway involved in axon guidance; regulation of GTPase activity; positive regulation of axonogenesis
Cellular component (GO): semaphorin receptor complex
Molecular function (GO): semaphorin receptor activity; protein binding
Source: RefSeq, a predicted model, not a curated record
ACGGUGAUGAUCAUGGUGACGACGACGACGAUGAUGAUGAUGAUGAUGAUGGUGAUGGAGCCGCGCGUCCGAUUCAGUCGGGCUCAGUGUGGCGCGCCGCUGCUCCGACGAUGCCCGCACACCACCCGUGUCUCACAGCCCCACGUCACGCCACGUUACUUCCGAGGACUUUUGCCACCGCGCACUACUGAAGGAAUUCGCUCGUUCCUGUUCGCGCGACCUUGUCAAUGAUCUUAAGUUCGCGCAUUUUGUGCGUGCGUGUGGUGGCGACCGUACCGGCUGUGCUUUGAAUGACGGUUAAAACAGGUGGGCGUCAAGCAGCGCACAGGAGGAAGAGGAGGCGAGCAUCGGACAAGGCGACACUUUGCUCGCGGUUGGGAGACGCUUUAAAUUUAACCGGUGGAUGCGAGUCCUUCCGCCGGCAUCUGCUCCCACGUCCUGGGCUGGAGGGGCAGCAGGACGAGGCGUAUUGGGGACGCAGAGGGAAUAUCGGAACACACGGGAUGAGGAGAAAGAUGUGAAGAGGCUGGUGACUCUUGGACGGACAAGUUAGCCUUCAACAAUCAAAACAAGGUCUCCAACAGUCUUCCGUUGUUCAUCCAUCCACUUUCCACCGUUUCCUAACCCCCCCACCCAAAAACAAAACAAAAAACCUGGUAAACAUGAAGGCUUUGCACAGGACUUCAUCGCCUGAGGGCAGAAUGGGAUUAUUAGCUCCUUUGUUAGCCUUCUGGCUACUAGCGUGCCUUGCUCAGUGCAGCGGGCAGACAUUCACUACCUUCCACCCGGAGCGGCGGGACUGGUUCUUCAACCACCUGACUGUUCACCGAACCACAGGGUCCGUGUAUAUUGGCGCUGUGAACCGUGUGUACAAGCUCUCGGGCAACCUGACCCUGCUGGUGUCCCAUGACACGGGCCCAGAGGACGACAACAAGGCCUGUUACCCGCCCUUGAUAGUGCAGCCCUGCUCGGAGCCUCUGGUCUCAACCAACAACGUCAACAAGCUUCUCCUCAUCGACUACUCGCAGAACCGCCUGCUGGCGUGCGGCAGCCUCUACCAGGGCGUCUGCAAACUCCUCCGACUGGAUGACCUUUUUAUCUUAGUAGAGCCCUCUCACAAGAAAGAGCACUACCUCUCCAGUGUCAAUCAGACUGGGACCAUGUAUGGGGUCAUCGUGCCCUCACGAGGCCAGGAUGGCACACUGUUUAUCGGCACCGCGGUUGAUGGAAAGCAGGACUACUUCCCGACCAUAUCGAGCCGCAAGCUUCCACGCGACCCAGAAUCGUCCGCGAUGCUUGACUACGAAUUGCAUACCGACUUUGUUUCCUCAUUAAUCAAGAUACCCUCAGACACGCUAGCUCUGGUGUCCCACUUUGACAUUUACUACGUUUACGGCUUCGCGAGCGGCAGCUUUGUGUACUUUUUGACCGUUCAGCCGGAGACGCCAGAAAACGGCAUGUCGUCAAGCGGCUCCACCAGCGACCUCUUCUACACUUCUCGCAUCGUUCGCCUCUGCAAGGACGACCGCAAGUUUCACUCAUACGUCUCCCUCCCCAUCGGCUGCGUGAAAAACGGCGUGGAGUACCGGCUCUUGCAGGCCGCCUACCUCGGCAAGCCGGGAAGCGUGCUGGCGGCGUCGCUGCACAUCGCCGCUCAAGACGAUGUGCUCUUCGCCGUCUUCUCCAAAGGCCAGAAGCAAUUUCACCAUCCUCCCGAUGACUCUGCGCUCUGCGCCUUCACUAUCCGUGACAUCAACACACGCAUCAAAGAGCGCCUGCAGUCCUGCUACCAAGGCGAGGGACACCUGGAGCUCAACUGGCUACUUGGAAAGGAUGUUCAGUGCACAAAAGCGCCGGUGCCCAUCGACGACUCUUUCUGCGGUCUGGACAUAAACCAGCCUCUCGGCGGCUCCCAGCUGGUGUCCGGACACACCCUCUACACUGAGACCCGCGACCGCAUGACCUCAGUCAUCUCCUACGUCUACAAUGGCUACUGUGUGGCCUUUGUGGGGACGAAGAGCGGGCGCCUGAAGAAGAUUCGCAUCGACGGCCCUCCGCACGGCGGCGUCCAGUACGAGACGGUGUCGAUCAUGAAGGACAGCAGCCCCAUUCUCCGAGAUAUGGCAUUCUCGCUGGACCGAGCUCACCUCUACGUCAUGUCUGAAAGACAAGUGACCCAAGUUCCCAUCGAGUCAUGUGAGCAGUACGGGACGUGUGGAGAGUGUCUAAGCUCCGGGGACCCGCACUGUGGCUGGUGUGUGCUGCACAACAUAUGCUCCCAGCGGAACCGUUGCAAUCGUGCGCACGAGCCGUACCGUUUCGCCGCCUCUCUGGACCAGUGUGUGAAGGUCACGGUGUACCCCGACAGCAUCGCCGUGUCUGAGCCUAGCGUACCGCUGCUGGUGAAGGUCAGCGAUGUUCCGGACCUUUCAGCAGGAAUAACCUGCUCCUUUGGUAAUCUGACAGAGGUGGAGGGGCAAGUGAAUGGCAACCAGAUCCUGUGCGUCUCCCCCGCUGCCAAGGACGUCCCCCUCAUUCCUUCCGACCAAGAUUGGUCGGGUGUUGAGCUCAGACUGAACUCAAAGGAGACGGGUCAGAUGCUCAUUAGCACUGAGGUCAAGUUUUACAACUGCAGUGUCCACCAACUGUGUCUGUCAUGUGUGAACAGCGCCUUCCGCUGCCACUGGUGCAAGUACCGCAACCUGUGCACCCAUGACCCGUCCAGCUGUUCUUUCCAGGAGGGAAGGGUCAACGCCUCCGAGGACUGUCCACAGCUGGUGCGCUCCGAGGAGAUUCUGAUCCCGGCGGGGGAGGUGAAGCCCAUCACCCUCAAAGCCAAGAACCUGCCACAGCCGCAGUCUGGCCAGCGGGGCUACGAAUGCGUCCUUCACAUCCAGGGGGUCAGCCACCGCGUCACCGCCCUCCGAUUCAACAGCUCCAGCGUGCAGUGCCAGAACAGCUCGUACUUGUACGAGGGGAUGAAAAUCAGUGAGCUGCCCGUGGAUUUCUCUGUGGUGUGGAACGGCAACUUCAUUAUUGACAACCCAGAGAACAUUCAGGUGCACUUGUACAAGUGUGCCGCUCAGAGGGACAGCUGCGGCGUGUGUCUGAAGGCCAACAGAAAGUUCCAGUGCGGCUGGUGCAGCAGCGAGGGGAAGUGCACCCUGCGUCGACACUGCCCUCCCAUCAACCCCUACACCACGCGCUGGCUGAACCUUUCCAGCAAAAACGUCAAGUGCACCAACCCACGCAUCACUGAGGUGACCCCGGUGGCUGGUCCCCCCGAAGGAGGCACACGGGUGACCAUCCAUGGAACCAACCUCGGUCUGGCCUUCUCGGACGUGGUGGGUAAUGUGGAAGUGGCAGGAGUAAGGUGUGCUCCCGUGGAGGAUGGCUACAUCAUUGCUGAGCAAAUUGUGUGCGAGAUGGAUGCUGCCCCUGCAGGCAGUCAACCUGGUCCAGUGCAGCUUUGUGUCAGCGAGUGCCGACCUGAACUCAGAACUCGAUCUAAUCAACUCUACUCCUUUGUGACACCCACAAUCACAGGCUUGUCACCCAGCAGAGGUCCAGAGUCCGGCGGCACCAAAGUUACGAUCAUCGGAGAAAACCUUGGUGCUGGCAGUAGCGUUAACGUUCUGUUUGGAAACCAGUCGUGUGAGUUCUUCAGUCGAACUAUGACAGAGAUUGUGUGCUGCUCCGCACCUUCUCUGUCCGGCAUCAGCUCGGUCCAGAUCAGCGUCAGUGUGGAUCACUCCCAAAUCAGGGAAAGUCUCACCUUCGAGUACAUUGAAGAUCCCACCGUGGUGCGCAUUGAACCCGACUGGAGCAUUGCCAGUGGCCACACCCCCUUGAUGGUGACCGGCACGAACCUGGAUGUGGUUCAGGAGCCCAGGAUCCGAGUCAAGUAUGCCGGCAAAGAGUCAGUCAAUGUGUGUAAAGGGUUGAAUGCGACCAGCAUGAGCUGCUCCGCUCCCUCCCUGGUGGAAGACUACCAUCCAGGCUUGGACACUGUGAAACACGCGGACGAAUUUGGCUUCAUUUUCAACAACGUGCAGGCGCUGCUGGUUUACAACACCACCACCCUCCUCUAUUACCCAAACCCUUACUUUGAACCUCUGAGCACCACCGGGGUCCUAGAGCAAAAACCAGGCUCUCCCAUCAUUCUCAAGGGCAAAAACCUGCUUCCUCCAGCUUCAGGAGGGGUGAAGCUUAACUACACAGUGCUGAUUGGAGAGACCCCCUGCUCUGUGACCGUGUCCGAGAGCCAGCUGCUAUGUGAGCCGCCCAACUUCACUGGACAAUACAAAGUCAUGGUUCAAGUCGGCGGCCUCCACGUCUCACCCGGAACCGUGCACAUCAUGUCAGACAGUCUACUGACCCUUCCGGCGAUCGUCAGCAUCGCCGCCGGCGGUGGCCUACUCCUCAUCAUUGUCAUCCUCGUCCUGAUUGCCUACAAGCGAAAGUCACGUGAGAACGACCUCACGCUCAAACGGCUGCAGAUGCAAAUGGACAACCUGGAGUCUCGAGUCGCCCUGGAGUGUAAAGAAGCCUUUGCCGAGCUGCAAACCGACAUCAAUGAGCUCACCAGCGACCUGGACAGAGCCGGCAUUCCGCAUCUGGACUACAGGACCUAUGCCAUGAGGGUGCUCUUCCCUGGUAUUGAGGAUCAUCCUGUUCUCAGAGAGCUGGAGGUGUCAGGGAAUGGCCAGCAGAAUGUGGAAAAGGCCCUGAAGCUCUUUGGUCAGCUUAUCAACAAUAAAGUGUUCCUGCUCACCUUCAUCCGAACUCUGGAGAUGCAACGCUCCUUCUCAAUGAGGGACCGCGGCAACGUGGCCUCGCUCAUCAUGACGGCCUUACAGGGACGCCUGGAGUACGCGACAGACGUCCUCAAGCACCUUUUGUCGGAUCUCAUCGACCGCAACCUGGAGAGCAAGAAUCAUCCCAAGCUGCUGCUGCGGAGAACAGAGUCGGUUGCAGAGAAGAUGCUCACCAACUGGUUCGCCUUCCUGCUGCACAGGUUCCUGAAGGAGUGCGCCGGUGAACCUCUUUUCAUGCUUUACUGCGCCAUCAAGCAGCAGAUGGAGAAAGGGCCCAUCGACGCCAUCACCGGAGAGGCCCGCUACUCUCUGAGCGAGGACAAGCUGAUCCGCCAGCAGAUCGAGUACAAAACACUGAUCCUAAACUGUGUGAACCCGGACAACGAGAACAGUCCAGAGAUUCCGGUAAAAGUGCUGAACUGUGACACCAUCACCCAAGUGAAAGAGAAGAUCCUGGAUGCCGUCUACAAGAAUAUGCCCUACUCUCAGCGGCCGCGGGCAGUCGACAUGGACCUCGAGUGGCGCCAGGGACGGCUGGCUCGCGUCGUGCUGCAGGACGAAGACAUCACCACCAAGAUAGAAAGCGACUGGAAGCGACUGAACACGCUCUUGCACUACCAGGUGUCGGAUCGUUGUGUGGUGGCUUUGGUGCCCAAACAGACGUCGUCGUACAACAUCCCACCCUCAGCGAGCAUAUCGCGAUCAUCCAUCAGUAGAUAUGAUUCUUCGUUCCGUUACACUGGCAGUCCCGACAGCCUGCGUUCUCGCGCUCCCAUGAUCACGCCGGAUCUGGAAAGUGGUGUAAAGGUGUGGCACCUGGUGAAGAACCAUGAGCACGGAGACCAAAAGGAAGGAGACCGCGGCAGCAAGAUGGUUUCGGAGAUCUACCUGACCAGGCUACUCGCUACCAAAGGAACGCUCCAAAAAUUUGUUGACGACCUGUUCGAAACAUUGUUCAGUACAGUUCACCGAGGUAGCACGCUGCCGCUAGCCAUCAAGUACAUGUUCGACUUCCUGGACGAACAAGCUGACAAGCACGGCAUAUAUGACACGGAUGUCCGCCACACGUGGAAGAGCAACUGCCUUCCGCUGCGUUUCUGGGUGAACGUGAUCAAGAACCCACAGUUUGUGUUUGACAUCCAUAAGAGCAGCAUCACGGACGCCUGUCUGUCUGUGGUUGCUCAGACAUUCAUGGAUUCUUGCUCCACUUCUGAACACCGCCUGGGCAAAGACUCCCCAUCCAAUAAGCUCCUCUACGCUAAAGAUAUCCCCAAUUACAAGAGCUGGGUAGAGAGGUACUACGCCGACAUCAACAGGCUGCCAGCCAUCAGCGACCAGGACAUGAACGCCUACUUGGCCGAACAGGCUCGACUCCACUCCAGCGAGUUCAACAUGCUAAGCGCCCUGAAUGAGAUCUACUCGUAUAUCAGCAAGUACAGCGUGGAGAUCACGGCAGCCUUGGACCAGGACGACCAUGCCAGGAAGCAGAGGCUGGCCUACAAGGUGGAGCAGCUCAUCGCCGCUAUGUCCUUCGAGAGCUGAGCAACAGACAAGGACUUGUGGAGCGAUGCUUUCUCGACCGGUCGUGCAAUACGGGCGUACGCUUGCUUUAGUUUGUGUCUCAGACUCCGCCAUCAUGGCACAUGACCCUGGACCUCCGAGCCCCUCACCUGGAAAGGGAUGCCAGCAUGGAAGGCCACAACAGGACUUUAUUUAUUUAUUGGUGUCGUCGCCUGGGACAUUGUCCAAAUGGAACUUGUGUGCGUGUGUGUGUGUGUGUGUGUGUGUGUGUAUGUGCGUGCGUGCGUGCGUGCAGGAGAAAAGCGGUCGAGAUCUCAUGCUGGACUGCUGCAUUCAGAUUUUAUUUUUAUACUCUUGACUUUUAAAUAUGAUCAGUUAUCAUUGGAAUCAGCACCUGGGGACCGCAAAAUUUUGGUGUUGUCCAACACUCUUCUUCGGAUGAAAGAGUCACAUGACGUAGACAGUGUACAGGACCAAGGAGCGAAGGAAGAGGGCGGGCGGCAUGCAUCUGUAAAUGUAGCAGUGUUGAUAAGGCCAAUGUGAAUGUAGAAUAUUCUUUUUCCCUGAAGGACGAAUGGAAGUGGGCUUCCAGGACGUUUUUUUUUUUCCAGCUAACCCAAGAUUUAAGCAGUUCCCUGCAUCGCUGCUCAUACCAAGCCAAAAUCCUCCGUUUGCAUCCUGUUUUCAUAUCGUGGUUUGUUUGCAUACUGUGCCACAUCACAUAUGUCAGCUUUUCAAACGAUCAAUCCAAGUGCCAACACGUUGAGCUGACCGGUCGCAGGCCUUGAUAGGACCUCUGCCGUCGUCUCUGCACAGGCAGCAAGAAGCCAAGAUGUGUGGGUCUUGUUUGACCGAGUGCCAAAAGACUCUUGCUCAAAAAUCGGUUAAUGCUUUAAAAGUGGAACUUCAAGCUGCGCCAAGGUUUGCUAGCGUAAAGAGAUGUGAUGCUCGAGGUACGAAACAAGACAUCAAAGGAAGGAGAUAAUCAUGAAACCAUCAUGACUCAUUCUGCAGAAUUACUCCAGAUAGUCAACAAGGCAACAGUAAUCUUCCUAUCUGCCGGUAUAUUUUCUGACCUACAGUAUAUACACAUACGUAUAUGUUGUCCAAAGCGCUUUACCAACCCUCCUAUUCACUUUGUUGAAAACAUAUAAGACUUUCCACUGACGCACUAACGCAGAUGCAUCAACUUACAGAAACACAAUUAUUUUUUAGUUGAAAAUAACUUACUUUAACCCCCAUACACUAGGAACCAAACAUAAAACAGAUACGUGGAAAGAACAUGAAUCCACUGGAAUAUGUCCAAUCUAUUAAGGUUCCACUUUGCAGAUCAAAUGGCUGAAAGUAGAAUUUCCCAACCCGUAUUGAGGAAAUCGGAAUCAGAAUCAGAAUCGCCUUAAAGGCACAUAUUUUACAAAAGAAAAUGAACACUUCUUAUUUACUUAACCCACACACACACACACACACACACACAACUGACCUGAACUGGUCGCCAGUCAGUCGCAGGGCACACAUAGUGACAAAGAACAAUUAACACCUACGUCGUCACUGAGUGGGAACCGAUCCCGCGCUGCCCGCACAGGACGUAGACAAGCUACACUAUCAGUAACUGACACAAAAAAAAAUGUUAGAAAACAAAGUAAAGAUUUUUUUUUUAAUCAGUGUCAAAAAUACCUUUGCUGUUGUCUGACCAAUUGCUCCAGUCAACUCAACCGUAUUUAUAGAGCACUUUAAAAUGAAUUGGAUCAUUUCCCAUGGCACAUCUGAUCAUGUCUCACAGCACCUUAAUGUUCAAACCAUGUUUACAGUGGUUUACGAUCACCGACUUAAAGCAUUUAAUUUAAAUUCAAAGAGGCAAAAUUUAGAUUAUUCUUAGUCUGGUGUUAGGGCUGAAUGUGUUUGCUCAUGACACAUAGUCUUGACAUCACUUAUGAAAGGUGGCCUUAGAUAUAAUCCUGCUCCAUUUUUUUUCCAAUAUCAUUCGUCCUCAACAAAGUAAAGGUGAAGAAGAGCAUGAGCAGGUUCAGGCAGACGUUGCCCGGCUCACCGUUCGAAGGCAGACGUCGGGGAAUAAUGAUGGGGAAGGAGGGAACGGAUGGGCGGGAGACUCCCCUUCAUCUUCCUGCUCCUGCUUUGAUGCUUCUCUUUGAUCAGACUUGCUGGUUUUGCGCCGGACCUGAAGAGGUAACAGGCAAGAGGAAGUCAGGGCUUGGCGAUGACUGCGAUGCUGUGGCCAUGUCCUGCCAAUAGGGGCGCGCAUGGGAAUGUGGCGACAUUCUUCUUCUCUGCUAUGUCAGACAACUUCCGUUUGAAUACCGAGUCCUGUAUCUCUACAUCUUUGCAAAUGUAUUCACCAAACUCAUAAUAGGUCCAAGAAAUCAUUUCAAACGAUGUGAAAAUAAUGCUGCCGUCAUACUUGAGACCAGCUAUCCACCACAGCUGAUUAGGUUUCAUAUAUAUUUUUAUAUUUAUUUGGAUGUAUUUAUUUGUAAAAAAAAAUACCCCAAAAGAUUGAAAAAUAAAUAAAUAAAAGGGACCUUGUACAUUAAUAAAUAUUCAUACCAAUGUACUGUAAAUACCUUUGAUCUUGGCUUGAUGGUAUUGGUUGUUUCUAAUUAUUAGAUUUGAAUUUUUGACAAACUUAUCAUCAAAAACCUGCCUGCUAACAUUUUUGUUUGUCUGUCUGUUUUGGCACACUUUUUCUCGCAAGUCACAUUGAUCUCUUCCUCUGCGUAUGGUUACUCAUUUCUCAUUAUAAACCUGUGAUGUGGUCCUUUCGCUACAGUCUGUGCUUUACCAUGUAGAAAUCCCUCGGAUUUCUACAUGUAGACAUAACAUUAUGCAUAAAUACGUUAAGGCCUAUUCGUAAAACAGUAGCGCCAAUAAAAGUAACAUUGCAAAGUGUGUAAACACUCAAAUGCGCUAAAACUGUCCACAUUGCUCCAUACGUUUGUCGAAGUGGACAUCUCUACUGAACCUCAAAGGAGACUUUUUUUUUCACAAUUUAAAGGGGAAGUCAACCCCCCCCCAAAAAAGAAAAAAUCUCUCCAAUGAUCUGUUCUAUGUGUCCUACUAGUCUAAACACAAUAGUCUGAUUUAUAUUGUGUUUGUGGAAUUGGACUUCAGCAAAAUCCAACUGUAUUUAUCCAUCUCAGGGGGCGGCCAUUUUAUACAGAACAAGGCAAAAUGGCUGCUCAUUAAGUACAGUAAGUGGCAGUACAACUUGUACUGCCUCUUGCCGUCAACUGAAAAUGACAUCUCUGUACCAAAGGGCUCAGGUAACGACCGUUACGGCUCACCUGUUUUCCAGGCUUGGUCAUGUGAUGUUUGCAAGCUUUUCUGCUUCAUUCAUAUUCCACAAAUGCAAUAUUAAUGCCAUGUUUAGACGAGCGGGGCCGCAAACAAGAUACUUUUGGACGUGACUUCCAUUUUAAUAAACGGUCUCACAUGUCGGGUAAAAAUACAGAAAGGCUAGAGAAUCCAUGCCCAACUAACAUCUAAUGUACAUUUAACAAUUCUCUUGCAUUGAAAAGAUCCACUCGGUCACCCUGCCUACCUGUUGCUGACAAUGCUGAGUACAACUUUUACUACCUUGGCGACUAAAUGCCAGCGCUCAGGCUUUUCAAUCUCGGCUAUCUUUCACUGAGCUUUGCCCAGCUUGUAGCUAAACUAUGGGCGCAGAAACUCGAUGUGGGUGUGGCUAUUAUGUAACUCGGCGACUGUUGCAUCACGGCGGAGCAGAAAUUCUGAACAUUAGCUCACUUAAACAGUUUCAGAAAUCACACACUAAAGAUUAACUUUGAUGUGUGGACAGGUCAUCCAGAGACCCAAAUAUUUGCAUAUGAGCAAUUAAAAACGAAUUUAUCCACGUGUCCUUGAAGAAACAUUAAUGAUAUCGCUUAGUAAAGCUCGUGAUCCAUUUCCAAUUUUUUUUCUUGUUUUUAACUAGAAUCAGUCAAUCAGUCUUCCCGACCUCAGCAUAUACGAAACAUAUCCUCCUCAUACCUCACGUUGCUUGUACAGAGUAAUGCUUUUUUUAAUCAUUCGAAACAGGACCUAAAUGCCUUCUCCUCUUCCAAGGGAUGAAACGUUCGUCUCAAUGCAUUCCGAGGCUUCGAUUCAUCUCAUCCUCCUGAGAUGGUCAGCUGCAAGUGUUUUUAAUUCAUGCUUUUAGUUUGGCCCGCUACUCCAUCUGCGCCUCCUGAAACCCC